This is a messenger RNA of Rhizophagus irregularis DAOM 181602=DAOM 197198, 2220 nucleotides long. NCBI's taxonomy places the organism in Eukaryota, Fungi, Glomeromycota, Glomeromycetes, Glomerales, Glomeraceae. The record is from RefSeq and is a predicted model, not a curated record.
AUGGAACCGAAACAGGAGCGUUAUAAUUCACAGGAUCCCAAUGACCCAUUUUUCAGUGAUAAAAUUAUUAUCAGAUGAAUUAAUAGAGACGGUUGAACCUUUAAAACUUUAUACGGAAUAUGUAUGAAAUGUGGUCAGCGAAGAAGCUAUUAUCGGUGGUGUAUAUUAUGUGAACGAAAGCAAAGCGAAGAUAAUUUUAAAAAUUGGACUAGCGGAAAUAAUGAUAUUGACGUAUUCAUUAAACAUUCACAGUUUUAUUCAAGCGGCCCCCAAACUUUUCUAGAAUGGAUUCCCUUUAACAGGCUUGAGAAUAUAAAAUAUUUAAGUAAAGCAUCAAGAAGUACAGUGUAUUCAGCUAUUUGGAAGGAUGGGCCGAGAAUUUUAUGGAAUCAUCAAAAUCAAGAGUACAAGAGGUCUAAAACUCAAGUUCUCGUCAAAUUGUAUCAUGAGGAUCAAGUUAAUGAAAUUUUGAAUGAGCUCAAAAUAUAUUUAGAUUGUUACGCACGAGAUUGUGCUUUGCUAAUUCAAUUUUAUGGAAUAUCUCAACAUCCUGAUCAUAAAGCAUAUCUUCUUAUUAAACAAUAUGCUCAGAAUGAUUCAUUGCACAAUUACAUUUUGUACAACUUUAAAAGUUUGGAUUGGGAAAUAAAAUUACAUUUACUUCUUUAUCUUGCCGAAGAUUUAAAGGCAUUGCAUAAUUCUGGUUAUGUUCAUAGAAAUUUAAAUCCACCUAAUGUGUUGGUAUUCGAAAAUGGAUUGUGUGCAAUAGGAUCAUAUUCAAAAUGUCGUAAGGAUUUAUCUUCGCCGAACGCAGAGGAGAUAUUUGGAUGGCAACGUUAUAUGGCACCAGAAUUUUUACGUUAUAAACCUUAUACAAAGGCUAGCGAUAUUUAUUCAUUUGGAAUGAUAAUGUACACUGUUGGAACCGGAAUGAUUCCUUAUAAUCAGUCUCAUGAUGUUCAAUAUUUAACUCUUGAUGUUUGUUUAGGAUUAAGACCAAAAAUACCAGUUAAUAUACCAGAAAGUUUCUCGGAAUUAGUGAUAAGAUGUUGGAAUAAUGAACCAGAAUCACGUCCUAAUAUUCAUGAAAUACAUAAUACUUUAAUGAACUGGUGGUCAUCCAUUUAUAAUAAAUGCCCAAAUUCAACUUGUUUAGAAUUUCUUGCCGCAAAUGAUAGGGAUCAUAUUAAUUUAAAAUCUCAAAAAAUUAUACAACAAAAACCAGAAAAUGACAAACCAUUAAUACUUCCGGAUUUAAAGAAUUUAGAACCGUUAGAAUUAAUCAAAUUUAUUAUAAGUAAUCAUUUUGUUAAAUAUAUUAAUAGGGAUGAAUUAUCAACAACUAUGGAACAUAUUGGUAGUGGUCAUUUUGGGACUAUUUCAAAAACUAUAUGGAAAAAAACAAACGAUAGAGUUGUCUGUAAAAGAUUAAAAAAUAUUGAAUCAAUUAAUAAUAAAUUAGUUGAAGCAUUUCUUCAUGAAUUAAGCAUGCAUAGAAGGUUAGAUUUUUGCUCAAGAAUAAUACGUAUAUUAGGAAUAAGUUUUGAUGAGACUACUGAAGAAUAUUUAUUUGUAAUGCAAUAUGCUGAUGGUGGGGAUUUACGUAAUUAUCUUCAACAAAAUUUUUCAAGAUUAAAAUGGGAAGAUAAAAUUAGAUUAGCUCAUCAAAUUACAGAAGGAAUAAAUUAUCUUCAUGAGGAAAAUAUUCUUCAUAGAGAUUUACAUUCUAAAAAUAUAGUAAUACAUCAAGGUGAAGCUAAAAUUAUUGACCUUGGCAUUGCAAAGAGCACAGAAACCGAAACAAAUCUUCAUCCUGGUGUAUUUGGAAUGAUUUCGUACAUUGAUCCUAAACUUUUAGAAAAUUGUUCUUAUAAAUAUGAUAAAAAAUCCGAUAUUUAUAGUUUAGGAGUUCUUAUGUGGGAAUUAUCUAGUGGUUGUCCUCCUUUUAAUAAUGAGGAUUUAAUACUUUUGAGAAUCAAUUUAAUAUGUGGUGCAAGAGAAGAUCCUAUUCCUGAUAUGCCCAUUGAAUAUUUAAACUUAUAUAAAUCAUGUUGGGAUAAUAUACCAGAUUUAAGACCAUCAAUUAAGCAAGUUUUCAAUAAAUUAGAUAAAAUGUUAAAUUUUCCAAAUGAUAAUAAUGAUCAUUUAAUUUUGCAAGAUUCUAUAAAUAAAUCAGAAAUUGAGCAAUCUGAAGAUUUAACAAUAAAAGAAGUUUUUUGA